Molecule: messenger RNA, 1227 nt
Organism: Colletotrichum chrysophilum
Lineage: Eukaryota; Fungi; Ascomycota; Sordariomycetes; Glomerellales; Glomerellaceae
Product: Glucosamine-6-phosphate isomerase 1
Exons: 3
Coding region: 1-1227 (408 amino acids)
Biological process (GO): N-acetylneuraminate catabolic process; N-acetylglucosamine catabolic process; D-glucosamine catabolic process
Cellular component (GO): cytoplasm
Molecular function (GO): identical protein binding; glucosamine-6-phosphate deaminase activity
Source: RefSeq, a predicted model, not a curated record
AUGAGGCUGAUUAUCCGCGACGACGCCGACGCUGCCAGCGCCUAUGUGGCCAACUACAUCGUCGAUAGGAUCAAGCACUUCAGUCCCACCCCCGCACACCCAUUCGUACUUGGCUUGCCCACAGGAAGCAGCCCCUUGGGCGUAUAUAAGAUUCUUGUUCAGAGGUACAAGGCCGGAGAGGACGAGUACGUCGGGAUCCCAAGGGACCACCCCGAGAGCUACCACUCCUUCAUGUGGAAGCACCUCUUCUCCCACGUAAACAUCCACCCCAACAACGUCAACAUCCUCAACGGCAACGCGCCCAACCUCGAGGCCGAGUGCGUCGCCUACGAGGCCAAGAUCAAGGCCGCCGGCGGCAUCGACCUCUUCCUCGCCGGCAUCGGCGAGGACGGCCACAUCGCCUUCAACGAGCCCGGCUCCAGCCUCGCGUCCCGCACCAGGGUCAAGACGCUCGCCUACGACACCAUCCUCGCCAACUCCCGCUUCUUCGACAACGACGUCAGCAAGGUGCCCCGCCUCGCCCUGACCGUCGGCGUCCAGACCGUCCUCGAGGCCCGCGAGGUCGUCGCCAUCAUCAUCGGCGCGCGCAAGGCCCUCGCCCUCCAGAAGUGCAUCGAGAACGGCGUCAACCACAUGUGGACCCUCUCCAGCCUGCAGCUGCACCCCCACCCGAUGCUCGUCGUCGACGAGGACGCAACGCUGGAGUUGCAGGUCAAGACUGUCAAGUACUUCAAGAGCAUCGAAAAGGUCGCAAAGGCCGAGGGCUUCGAGCAGAUCCUCCCGUCCAAGAUCCGCACCGGCCCAGGCCCCAUCCCCGUGACGGUCGUCGACGAGGUCUCGACCCCGACAAUCCACCACCCUCAACCCACCACCUCCCGUCUUCUCAGGGCGUCUCCCGCCACGGAGUACCCCGUUCGCUCGGUGUCCCCGGACAUCGAGCUCGUCUUCGAGAGCAUGGAGUCCCGCACAAAGAGCCCCUCAGAGCAACAGCUCCGGGCCGUGACGCCCGACCUCGUCACCGACAGGAUGGCCAACCGCAUCCCGGAGCCGGCCCUGGCAAGACGGCUGACGCCGAACCCCGAGCAGCAGCAGUUGUCUAUUUCAAGAUCAAACACCCCCGACCUGGUACCCGACCGCAUGGCCUCCCGCAUCCCCGAGCCGGCGCUUGCGCGGCGGUUGACUCCUAACCCGGAGCAGCAGCUGCGGGUGAACGCCGUUGGCGCCUAA